AUGUCGCAGACGAACCAGUUGGUGUCGACAGUAAUGUCGGCCAGCACCACUACCCUCAGGUAUCCCGGGUAUAUGCACAACGACCUCGUCAGCAUCCUAGCGUCGCUCAUCCCCACGCCGCGAUGCCACUUCCUCAUGACAGCCUACACGCCCUUCACCGGUGACCAAGUUGAGCAGGCCAAGACUGUCCGCAAGACCACCGUGCUCGAUGUCAUGCGGCGGCUUCUGCAGCCCAAGAACCGCAUGGUGUCGACGAUCCCGGGGAAGAAGAGCUGUUACAUCUCUAUCCUCAAUGUCAUCCAGGGCGAGGUGGAUCCGACGGAUGUACACAAGAGUUUGCUGCGUAUCCGGGAGCGCCGCCUGGCCACCUUCAUCCCUUGGGGACCCGCAAGCAUUCAGGUGGCGCUGACGAAGCGAAGCCCCUACAUCCCUAUGGCGCACCGCGUGAGUGGGUUGAUGCUUGCCAACCACACCAGCAUCGCCACGGUAAGGUUUCCUGCACAAAUCACCUUGUCUUCCCAUUUUACUAAUUCGUCCGUCCAGCUCUUCAAGAGGAUAUUCAGGCAAUACGAGGGUAUGCGAAAACGGAACGCCUUCGUGGACGCGUACAAGAAGACCACCCCGUUCUCUGAUAGUCUCAGCGAAUUUGACGAGGCGAAGGAGGUUGUGUCGGACCUCAUCGCUGAGUAUGAGGCAGCUGAGGAUGCCAAUUAUCUCAACCCGGACGCAGGGGAACAGGCGACGUCGGCCGAGACUGACAAACGGAUGGGAUGA
Messenger RNA from Chaetomium globosum CBS 148.51, 774 nucleotides. RefSeq names its product tubulin gamma chain. The coding region runs from base 1 to 774 and encodes 257 amino acids. The transcript has a single exon. The record is from RefSeq and is a predicted model, not a curated record. Gene Ontology annotation, cellular component: nucleus; spindle; centrosome. Gene Ontology annotation, biological process: microtubule nucleation; mitotic spindle organization; cytoplasmic microtubule organization. Gene Ontology annotation, molecular function: structural constituent of cytoskeleton; GTP binding. Lineage: Eukaryota; Fungi; Ascomycota; Sordariomycetes; Sordariales; Chaetomiaceae.